This is a messenger RNA of Pantherophis guttatus, 2708 nucleotides long. RefSeq names its product melatonin receptor 1B (gene MTNR1B). NCBI's taxonomy places the organism in Eukaryota, Metazoa, Chordata, Lepidosauria, Squamata, Colubridae. Gene Ontology annotation, cellular component: plasma membrane. Gene Ontology annotation, biological process: G protein-coupled receptor signaling pathway. The record is from RefSeq and is a predicted model, not a curated record. Gene Ontology annotation, molecular function: melatonin receptor activity.
AGCGGCAGAGUAGCGCUGUGGCGGGGCGAGCGAGCGAAGGGAGGAAAACGGGGAGACUUUCCAAUGCGAAGAGGAGGAGGAGGAGGAGGAGGCAGCGGCGGGCGCCGGACGGCAGGCGGAGGGCGGCUCUGGAAGCGGCGAGGGGCUGCUCCGAAAUGCUGGAGAAUGGCUCUCUGAGGAACUGCAGCGGGCUGGCGGGCCGAGGGGGAGCCUUCGCCUUCCCUUUGCCUCAGCGCGGGGAAGAAGAAGAAGCGGCGGCGGCGGCCGACCCGAGACCGCGCUGGGUGGUGACGGUGCUGUCCAGCGUGCUGAUCUUUACCACCGUCGUCGACGUGGUGGGAAGCCUGCUGGUCGUCGUCUCGGUUUUCAAGAACCGCAAGCUCAGGAACGCAGGCAAUGCAUUUGUUGUUAGCUUGGCCCUGGCGGACUUAGUGGUAGCCGUGUACCCUUAUCCUCUAGUCCUUGUUGCCCUUUUUCACAACGGCUGGUCAUUGGGCGAAACACACUGCAAAGCAAGCGGCUUUGUGAUGGGAUUGAGCGUGAUCGGUUCCAUCUUCAACAUCACCGCCAUUGCAAUAAACAGAUACUGCUACAUUUGCCACAGUUUUGUAUACAAUAAAGUGUACAGUUGGCGGAACACAAUAUUCUAUGUCUGCCUUGUCUGGGUUCUCACGGUGGUUGCAAUCGUUCCGAACUUUUUCGUUGGCUCCCUCAAGUACGAUCAAAGGAUCUAUUCGUGCACCUUCGCCCAAACAACCAGCUCCUGUUACACCAUUGCCGUUGUCGUCAUCCACUUCAUCCUUCCGAUCACCAUUGUGAGCUUCUGCUAUUUGAGGAUCUGGAUUCUGGUGAUACGAGUCAGGAGGAAAGUCAAAUCGGAACUGAAGCUGAAGAUAAAACCAAGCGACUUCCGAAACUUUCUCACCAUGUUUGUUGUCUUUGUGAUCUUUGCCUUUUGCUGGGCGCCGUUGAACUUAAUAGGCCUGGCUGUGGCCAUUAAUCCUUCCGAAGUAGCACCCAAAAUCCCCGAGUGGUUGUUUGUGGUGAGCUACUUCAUGGCCUACUUCAACAGUUGCCUUAAUGCAAUAAUUUACGGGCUUCUGAACCAAAAUUUUCGGAAGGAAUAUAAACGAAUUCUAAUGUCCCUGUGGCUUCCCACGCUGUUUCAUCAGAACCCUUCCAAAGGGGGAGACAGAAACAUAGAAGAGCAAACUUUCUCCUGCUUUAAAUAAAUAAUAAUGACCAAAUUUAUACCAGGACGUUGUAAAUAGAUGGAGGUGAAUGAUAAAUGUGUCCCCUCCCAUCGCAUGGAAUCAAACUGAGUUCUUUGUAUGUUUGUAUGCCUAAAUCUUAUUCUGCCACUCCAUCGUGACCACAUGGGACCGAGCUCUCAACAAAGAAGAUUCUGUUUACAUUUUUAUUCACAAGGAACCAUUUUAAAAACGGCUUUGGAAUUUGGAAAGUAAACUCAACGUUUUGUUCGCUUGCUUGGUUUAAGUUCAAAAACCUACGUGGGAGGUUGAUGUAUGGACAGCAACAACUGUGAUCUUUGUUGAGUUUGUCCAAAAUAGGACUCUUAAAAACAGGAAUGUGUCUCUUAAGGAAAGAGGAAUGAAUGUAAUUUAAUGAUAUUCUUUCUUCUUCUUCUUCUUCUUCUUCUUCUUCUUCUUCUUCUUCUUCUUCUUCUUCUUCUUCUUCUUCUUCUUCUUCUUCUUCUUCUUCUUCUUUAAUGGUGGUUAUGAUGAUUAUUUAAACUCCCUUCAGCUGAACGCUGGUUCAGUCUUACAUAGUACUAAAAGAGUAAAAUGGGAAUAACAAUGUCUGUUCCUCAGAGUUGACUUAAUUAUUGUUUAUUAUUUAUUUAUUUAUUUAUUAAAUCUAUGUUCCGCCCAUCUCAUUGUCAAAUGACUCUGGGUGGCUUACCCAGACCCAUUAAGUUUUAAAUAAACAGAAAUAGAAUAAAAUCAGAAUACCAUGGGGGUAGAGUUGGGAAUCUUCUUCCUGGUCCACUAAUCACCUCCAACAUGGAAUGCCUCCAUCAGCGUCCCAGGCCGGUCAAAAGGGGCUGGUUUUGAGGCUCUUAUGGAAGGCCAAAAAGGUGGGAAGUAGCUCUCAACUCGUGGGGUACAAUGUCCCAGAAGGCGGGAGCCAAUUAAAUGAAUUAAAUUGUCAGCUCAUGAGAGGUUUGUUGUUGUUUUACAUAUUGUCAGAAUUAUAAUCCAAGUGGUGGGACUAUAGCCAUGAAGAUUCAAUUGGAAGAUUCAGGUAGAUCUUUCACAUCUCCUCUUCCCAAUACCUUGUUUGUUGUUGUUGUUCUCUCGCUAAGUCAUGUCCAACUUUUCACAACCCCAUGAACCAUAGCAUGCUAGGUCCCCUGUCUUCCAUCGUCUCCCAGAGUUUGCUCAAAUUCAUAUUCAUUGCAUUGAUGACACUAUCUAAUCAGGGGUGGGAUUCAAAAAUUUUAGCAACCGGUUGCUGGGUGGGCAUGGCCAUGGUGGGCGUGGCCCACUCGGCCUCCUGCACCAUGGCGGGGAGGGUGUUUUCACCCUCCCCAGGCUCCAGAGGCUUUCCUCGAGCCUCCGGGAGGGCGAAAACGGUCUCCCCGGCUCUGGAGGCCCUCCGGAGGCCUGUUUCUGGACUUGCAGAACUUCCAGGAGGCUCAUGUGGGCGCUGCACUUACCUGGCAUCCAAAAUGGGCCACAUGGAGA